This is a messenger RNA of Rhizophagus irregularis DAOM 181602=DAOM 197198, 1480 nucleotides long. RefSeq lists its product as uncharacterized. Gene Ontology annotation, biological process: Golgi to plasma membrane protein transport; Golgi to endosome transport; protein localization to Golgi apparatus. Gene Ontology annotation, cellular component: trans-Golgi network; Golgi membrane. The record is from RefSeq and is a predicted model, not a curated record. Lineage: Eukaryota; Fungi; Glomeromycota; Glomeromycetes; Glomerales; Glomeraceae.
AAAAUCAAUAAAUAGCAAAAAUAUUCCCACUAUCAUAUCUUCAAACCUUUUUCAUUCUUCAAAACGAGAAUAUGUAUCGUAAGAAGCCACAACAGUUUAGAAGUUGGAACGCGACAGCUUUAAAUCUAAAAACUCCUGAAGAACCCGAUAAAAUUAAUGAUUCAUUAAUUCAAAGACCAAGAAGAGAAUCAUGGUCUCAAUCACAACGCGGUCGAAGUGUAAGAGGAAGGGGCGUCUGGACGCUUGAUAAUAGACAUCAUGAUAGACCAAAUGUUUAUCGUCGUCAUACUAUGCCAAAUUCGAAUUCUAAAGAUGAUUAUCAAGAUCGUAAUUGUAAUUAUCGUACUGAUGAUGAAUCGAAUAAAUGUAAUCAAUGGGAAGAAGAUAAUCCAAUUGCGGAAGAACCUCGAAACUCAUCAACUUCAUCUGGAAGCGAUUGUGAUUAUACUAAAGAGAAUAUCAGAGAAAAAUGUGAAUAUCAAAAUCAUAAGGAAAAUUUCUCUAGGGUUCGUAAAUAUUCUACAGACAACAUUUAUCGUCCGCCAAAGUCUAGAUCUGCUUCAUACGCCAGUAGUGACGAUGGAUCACAUACUAAAUAUGAACCAAAAAGUAUAAAUAAUAAUGAGCCGGAUCAAGUAUGGACUCAUGACAAAUAUGAAUCUCUCGAAUCUGAUCAAUCUGAUCAAAAGGAUACAAAAAACGCAAAAAACGCGACAGCGCCAGUCUCGCCGUUAAAUAUAAAUAACGAAUUAAAUAAUAAUAAUACUCAAGAAGUAUCGACAUGUGAAUUUUCACAAAAGAUUAAUAAAUCAGAAUCACCAAAAGAACAACAAAAGACAAUUAUUAAUUCAGAACACCCACAUGUGAUCACGAUAAACAUUCGUGAUUUAACUGCAAAAGGUACGAAUGAAGAAUUAAAGACUGAAGUAGUCGAUCUUGAAGUGGCAUCCGAAGUUCCCAAAGUAACUCCCAAUAUAAACCCUGAGAUAAAUCCUAAAGUAACUCCCGAAGUAACUGAAAUAAGUUCUGAAGUUGAAGCGAAUCCUAACGUGAAUCCUGAAUCGGAUUCUAAAGUUAAUCAUGAAGUAAUAUCUGAAACAAAUAUUGAAGUAACUCCAGUGGAAGUGUUACCUCUAAUCAAUUUGGAUGAAGACGAUAAUACCGGUACACAAUCGAUUGAAGCAAAAGUCUCAGAAGAUAUCUUUGCUGUGGAUUGGGAUAGUUAUCAAAAGAGUGUAAUGGAACAAGAGCUAAAACGUAAUUUGGAAAGGCAAACUAUUCAAACGCCUAACCUACGUAAACUUGAUACAGAAUUAAUGGUUUUCGAUUCCUUGUAAAGAUCUAUUGUCUAUUUGUUUAUCCCUAAUAAUAUGAAAUUAAUUAAUAAAGCAUCAUAUGAUUAACGUUUAUUGUUACUUGCAAGUUGAUCUACCAAUGUCUAUAAAUAUAAAUUUCACAUGACUGAAGUUAAAAAUUAACU